AGACAAGUGACUGACUGUCAAGUCAAAAUAAAUUUUACAAAUACUAUGGUGGGCUCCUAAGUUAUGUUGGAAAAUAACAAAAAAAUAUAUUUUAUCAUAUAAAUUGACGCAAAUAUUGCACAGAAUGCCUCUUAUACGUUCUGCUAGUUUUAAUUUAUUCAUCGAAAUACUAGUCCGUGUGAUUUUACUGUCAUCUUUUUGUUACAUGGAAACAAUGACGCCGUUCACGCGCAAGAUUCUGCCAGAAGAGCUCCCUGACUAUAAGUAUCCGCGUAGGGACUCGUUUGUACCCAGCGGCAUGCUGUGGGCCAUCGUGCUAUCUGUCCCGUUCACACUGUCGCUGAUUGCGUGGGCGGUUUGCAACGACUGCAAUGAUGCUCUGGAGUUGCUGUUAGCGUGGUCAUUGGCGUUGGGAAUCAAUGGGGUGUUGACUGACACGAUUAAAUUAAUAGCAGGCCGUCCAAGACCUGACUUCUUCUACCGCUGCUUCCCAAACGGCGAACAGAAGGAAGACAUGGCGUGCACAGGGGAUCCUGUGGACAUCAUGGAGGGGAGGAAGUCAUUCCCUAGUGGACACAGCAGUUUGUCGUUCUGUUCGCUGGGCGUCGCGUCCGCGUGGCUGUGCGGCCGACUGGGCGCGCUGUCGCGACGGCGAGGCAGCGCGCCGCGCGUGCUGGCGUGCCUCGCGCCGCUCGUGCUGGCCGCCUGCGUCGCGAUGUCGCGCAGCUGCGACUACCACCACCAUUGGCAGGAUAUCCUCGUGGGCUCCAUUCUCGGCUAUGCUGUGGCCAUUUGCUGCUAUCGGCAGUAUUACAACGCGCUGUCAUCAGACCUGGCUGGUAUACCGUACGUCGUAUCGAAUACACUAUCGAAAUACGACAACGGGAAACCGGACUGCAGUCCACUAAGAGACAGCAAAGAGGUGGAAUCCACACCUUUAUUGAACGGGAGGAAGGAGGACAAAUGGAUUUAAGAAAGAGAAAAAGAA
This is a messenger RNA of Plodia interpunctella (Indianmeal moth), 988 nucleotides long. RefSeq lists its product as uncharacterized. Bases 125 to 973 code for a protein of 282 amino acids. Gene Ontology annotation, biological process: phospholipid dephosphorylation; phospholipid metabolic process. The transcript is spliced from 6 exons. Lineage: Eukaryota; Metazoa; Arthropoda; Insecta; Lepidoptera; Pyralidae. Gene Ontology annotation, molecular function: phosphatidate phosphatase activity. The record is from RefSeq and is a predicted model, not a curated record.